GCGAGGUCUGGAGCUCGAGCAUUGAUGAGGCCGAGUCCAGACGAGGCGUAGUGGAACUGCGCAGCACACGCAUGGCAGAGGGAGGCAUGGCACCCCUCGGAGCGUGACUGCAAAGGACAACCGGGACGGCGGGAGGAAGGGGAGGCGUGGAGAUGGACCUGGUUCCGGCCGGCAUGCGAACCGAGGCAGCUUCUGCACCACGUCUGCUCGAGCCGGCUUGCGGAUUCUCCAGCUCGCUCGGGCUCGGAAUGCUCUGCGUUGCGCCGAAUAGAAUAUAGAAUCAUCCAAGCGCGAGCGCAAAAUAGCCGGAGGUUUUGGCGUUUGCCCGCAUGCACAUGUCACAGUGGGUUCGCUCUGCCGCAUCGACAGCACGUCGUCGAUCCGCAGAGUGAACAGGUGUUUGCAGGCGCAGGUGAUCGAGCAUCUGGAUCUGCGUGAGAGCAAAAUCUGCCGGCGACUGAUUUUCAUGCGCAGCUCCUCACCAGAAGAAGCAAGUGCCCGUGAGUGUUCGAGCAUCUUCCGAGCAGAAUCAGGCCACCCUCGAGCAUCUCGAAGCAGGAUUCCGACGGAGCGGACUUUGGGUGAAUGUCUUCCUUCCCCAAGUUUUCGACCGAUCAUAGCGAGUCAACUGGAAGAUGCUCGAGGUGCGCGUACUGUUUUGAUGCCAGGCCCUAACUCCCGCACGUACUCAGCCUCGACAUCCGUCGGCUUGCAAAUAGUUCCAUCCCUGUUUCGCAGUCGAGUCUCCAACAUCCAUCGAGACAGAAACGCUGGAAACCUGCUCGCUCGUGCAUGCAUGCGCGUGUUUCAGAGCGCUGGGGCGCAUUCCGUGCAGUCGCUGCCUGCAGAGGUUGACCAAUUACAUUUACCGAUGUUCAGAUCGAGCCGAGAGAUGAGCAAAAAGUCGACGGGGAGGAUUCUUUUCCUCGCUUCCGGGAUGUGAAAGAGUGUCGCUCUGGAUUUGCUCCCCAACAACCGACGGACGAUCAGGAGCAUCGUGUGUUUGAUCUGUCUCAUGAAGACCCGGAGGACUGCACAGACAGUCACGGUCAGUGACGUAGCAGUCUCGGGAAAGCUCUGAGUCAAAAGCCGGAGCAGGAGUGCAGGUCUUCCAAUUGGACGAUCGAGCAAAGAGUGUGUAGUUGCGCAUGCCAUUCGGAGCUCGACCUCGUCUCUGUGCAGAUCCACUGCACUGUCGAAGGGCUGUACAGAAAUCUCCGAGCACCAGUCGUUGCUGCAGUGAGUGAGUGAGUGAGCCUCGUGCGAUCUGUGCUACACAGGGAUCGUCAUCGGAAAAAUGCAAGUCGUUCGAAUAGCUCGAGGACGACAUCUGCAAGUCAAGCUUUCACAAUGUGGUCUUCUGUGCCCAAAUGCACCGCAACCUAGACCCGACUCUCAACCAAAGAGGCCGCGCUCGAUGCACACUAGCUCUCCAGAGCCAGCUGCGCCAUCUGCAAAGCUGGCGGGGCGAGUGGCGGUGAUAACGGGGGGCGCGAGUGGCAUCGGAGCCAGUUGCGCCAGAGCGUUUGUGGAACACGGAGCUCGAGUGUUCGUGGCAGAUGUGGAGGACGAAGCAGGUCGAGCGCUGUGCGAAGAGCUGGGCCCGAGCGCGAAUUUCUUCCACUGCGAUGUGCUGAACGAGAAGGACAUCGCCGGAGUCAUAGAUCAGGCCGUGAAGCAGUACGGCAAGCUGGACAUCCUGCACAACAACGUCGGCGUCGGAGGCCGCACCACCAGCAUCCAGGACGUCGACAUCGACGACUUCGACAAGAUCUACGCCACCAACGUCAGAAGUGUCGUGCUCGGCCUCAAAUACGCAGCGCGUGUCAUGAUUCCCCGAGAAAGCGGCUCGAUCAUCUCGACGAGCUCCGUUGCAGCAGUCGUCGGAGGCUCGGCUCCCUCGCCUUACGCCUUCACCAAGUCCGCCAUCCCUGGAAUCACCCGCCAGGCAGCGGCGGAGCUGGGCAAGUAUGGAAUCCGUGUCAACUGCAUCUCCCCGUUGGCCAUCGCCUCGCAUGCUCAGCUCCGCCGAGUGCAGAAGCUGCAAGGCUGCGAGAACCUCACUCUCGAUCAAUACAGCGCUAUGAUGGACGAGAUCUCUGAGCUCAAAGGCGCCAAACUCAGGGCCGAAGUCUUCGCUCGCACUGCUCUCUUUCUCGCCAGUGAUGAUGCUUCUUACACCACUGGCCAGAACUUCGUUCUCGACGGCGGUUUCACUUGCAGCAAGCCGUACCCUCUCAAAGUUCUCAACCGGGCCUUCGAUAAUUGUUUCAGUUACAGUAAAAGUGCAAGCCAUGAUCCUCAGAACAAUCCGUAGUGUGACUCUAAAUCCCAACUCAAAUCCCAGUGAGUUCUCGCGCGGCUGAUGUAUAAUUCGCAUAAUUGACAGUCGCCACAACAUCAAUCAACAACAGCAGCAUCAGUUGCUGCUGCUGCAGCAGCAGCAGUAGAACCCGAGAUCGAAGACUGUAAAUACGGGAUAGCGAUGCACUAAUUUGAAGCACUCAUCCGCUUAGAUAGAUCGAUGCUCAGACGAUCAUCAUACAUGUCAUGACUGUACACAACUUAGUUAGGUAGACUCGACUGCCCGAUCAAUUAGAGGAUCAAUCGAUUCGUGUUGAGGGAGGGGAAUCUUGUUAGUCCGCACCACUCAUCGUGGUCUUAUGAUCAUGUUUACUAUUCCGUCGGGGCUCUUUGGCCUGGGUCUGUUCAAUCAGAUGAAGAGCUCUCACGCCGACAGUCAAUCGGGCACAGUGUCCAUGAUCUGAUUCGGCUGACGGGCCACAACUAGGACCGACUUCAUUGUAUCAUUGAUUUUACUGGUUCUCCUUUACACGAUACUUCCAGUGUCUGGUGUGUGUG
Marchantia polymorpha subsp. ruderalis is the source of this 2862-nucleotide messenger RNA. NCBI's taxonomy places the organism in Eukaryota, Viridiplantae, Streptophyta, Marchantiopsida, Marchantiales, Marchantiaceae. The record is from the annotation of a GenBank genome assembly.